GCCCUGACUGGGGAGGCCAGACAGGAACAGCGAUUCACUCCCUAUUCUCGUGAUCAUCCCACAUUUCUGGAACACCCACAGCGUCGCCGGACCCACUUUUCCUCCCAAGAUCACUGUCCUCGGCUCCUGGCCGCCACAGCAGCAGGCCUGCGCCGUGCCAGGCGCGCUCCCCGAGACCCUCCCGCCCCGCCCGCCCGCCCGCGGCGCGCCCCCUCCCCAGCCGCGACUGCGCCCUAGGCGCGCGCCCGCCCCGCCCGCAUCUGCGUGAGGCCAACCGCGGGGCGCAGGCUCCAACCCCGCAGCAAGCGCGAGUCCUUAGCCCGGAAGAUGAAGCAGGCCCUGGUGGAUGACACGGAGGAUGUGUCCCUGGACUUUGGCAAUGAAGAGGAGCUGGCCUUCAGGAAAGCCAAGAUCAGGCAUCCCUUGGCCACCUUUUUUCACCUUUUCUUCCGAGUGAGUGCCAUUGUCACCUACGUAUGCUGUGAUUGGUUCAGCAAGAGCUUUGUGGGCUGCUUUGUCACUGUGCUGCUCCUUCUGUCCUUUGACUUCUGGUCUGUGAAGAAUGUAACCGGAAGACUCAUGGUGGGCCUCCGAUGGUGGAACCAGAUCGAUGAAGAUGGCAAAAGCCACUGGAUUUUUGAAGCCCGAAAAGUAUCUCCAAAUCAUAUCGCCGCUACGGAAGCCGAGGCGCGCAUCUUCUGGCUUGGCCUCAUCAUCUGUCCCAUGAUCUGGAUAGUGUUUUUUUUCAGCACCUUGUUUUCCUUGAAGCUAAAGUGGCUGGCUCUCGUGAUUGCCGGGAUUUCACUCCAAACUGCGAACCUCUACGGCUACAUCCUUUGUAAGAUGGGAGGUGAAAGCGACAUCAGCAAGGUCACUGCCAAUUUUCUGUCCCAGACCGUGUUCCAGACGGUGAGUUGCUGAGGUCUCAUCUGGACAGUUACCCUGCAGCUGUGCAGAGUGAAGGAGGCUGUUGGCAUCACAAUUUGUGUAACCCUGCUGAUGCCAGCCUGCCACUGUUCUUUUUAUUGCAAUAAAAUUUACACAAAAUUGACAUUGAAA
Cavia porcellus (domestic guinea pig) is the source of this 1059-nucleotide messenger RNA. It is a transcript of the gene Tvp23a, whose product is annotated as trans-golgi network vesicle protein 23 homolog A. The transcript is spliced from 6 exons. Gene Ontology annotation, cellular component: Golgi membrane. Bases 328 to 921 code for a protein of 197 amino acids. NCBI's taxonomy places the organism in Eukaryota, Metazoa, Chordata, Mammalia, Rodentia, Caviidae. Gene Ontology annotation, biological process: vesicle-mediated transport; protein secretion. The record is from RefSeq and is a predicted model, not a curated record.